Molecule: messenger RNA, 2928 nt
Organism: Dendroctonus ponderosae (mountain pine beetle)
Lineage: Eukaryota; Metazoa; Arthropoda; Insecta; Coleoptera; Curculionidae
Gene: Phlpp
Product: protein phosphatase PHLPP-like protein
Molecular function (GO): receptor serine/threonine kinase binding
Source: RefSeq, a predicted model, not a curated record
CCUUGUUGAAUCAAUAAUAACUUAGAAGGUGCUUCCCUGACCCAAAUUUCAAUGUGAAAGUGACCCUUAUUGAAGCUUUACCCAGUCUGAAAGAGACCCCGAAUCUCGAUAUUUUAUGGCAAUACCCUAUAUACAGGGUGGCUAAUUUCAAAAGAACCAGUCAAAGCCGUCGCAGAAUAUAGCAAGUAUGAGAAAAUACAUAUUUCAUGUCACGAACAGAGGUUUUUUAAAGUAUUUGCCUAGCUUGCUCAGUGAAUAAAUCUGAUAUUACAACAUAUUUCGAAUUCUUGUUUCGUCCGAUUGAACCAUAGUUCCAACAUGUUUUGUAGUUGGGAACAGCGAGUCUUAAUUAUAUACGGUAGAGUGUACGGCUUAAGAAUAAAAAUUAGCCAACCAUGUCACAUGUCACGCUCUUGGUCGUAUACAGAAUCAGCCAUUGUGUCUUUUAGUUUGUUCAAAAUACCCUAAACGGGUUGAUGUACUUGUACGACAGUUCGAACGGGCCUUAAACGUUCAAGUUGACCUUAUGUGUUACUUUUACUUGCUGUAAAAGCGCGGUGGUGCUACAAACGCUUGGAAGUUGGGAAAACGUAGUCAAACAGUAACCGAUUUGUUAAGUUUGACAAAAAAACGUUAGGAGCCAUCAGCAUUUUCCUGCGGAGAUUUUUAUCGACAAAGUUCUCAAGUUGUUCAGAAUCCAACACAAAUACUGGAAAAUAUCAUCUGAUAUCUUUGCUAAUGCAGGGGUUCUCUUUAAUUCAUUAACGAUUUCAUCACAAGUUUUGAUGGACUGUAUUAGAAUGGAAAGACGAAUUCUAAGAUCUAGGAAGGAAACACCCGAUCAAUUAACCAUAAGUGAUAACUGAUCAUUCAUAAUGUUAGCCACGUGUAAUCCGCCCAAAAAACCGCUUAGACUGUACGAAACGAAAGCUCUCAACAUUCGGGAGUGUGAUAGUAUUGAGUUGGAUUCGUUGGAUGGAGACACUGAAACUACUUCACCUAGAAAUCUUAAGAAUUUCGACGCUCGAGGCCAUAACGUUCCACUGACCAACCACAAUGGGGGAAACGCAUCUUCAUUGAAACAUCUAAACUUGAACAGUUUAUGUAAGAAUCAAGACUGGAAGCAAAGCGAGUGUUACGUAGACGAAAUUGUUUUUCCAAAUGAGUCUUUACAGUCGUUGUCCGAUUUGAAAGCUUUGAGCUUGAAGAAUAACGACAUACAGAAUUUUCCGAAUAGUGUUUUGCAACUUACAACGUUAGUGACUUUGGAUUUGUCGUGCAAUUACCUGUUGACUCUGCCGCCUGAAAUUAACCAGCUAAUCAAUUUGCAAGAACUCAUCCUAGACCAGAACCUGCUGAGCAUUUUGCCGGAAACCUUAUGGGACCUAAAUUUUUUGAAAGUUUUAAAAGUGGCUGCGAAUCGCUUAGCUUUUCCCCUGGACAAGCCAGGCGAACCCCCCGAAAUGAGAGCACUGAUUUUAGCCGAAUCAGAACUGAAUCCGGCGAAUCGUCGUUCUUCCACUACUAAAAGUUCAAAUGGUCUUACAACUUUGAACUUAAGAGCGAACAGAUUGAAGGGGCACAUUAUUUUAGGAAAUUAUACUAGUCUAACUCAUUUAGACGUGAGUGAGAACAGCAUAGAAAUAUUAGAUUUGGGUGCAGUGGAGCAGUUGAAAGUACUCCAGUGCUCCAGGAAUUCUUUGGCACAAUUGACGCUUUUUGGAAAAAAUCUAGUGUCUGUGAUUGCUGGAAAUAAUAGAUUGAAAACGUUUUCUACUACACAUCCUCCAAUCCGACUAUCUCACUUGGACGUUUCAUACAAUGACCUACAGACACUGCCUGAUUGGUUGUCUGGAUGUAACGAACUGCGAUCUCUUUUUGCCAGCAAUAACUCCAUUACUGCACUUCCAAAUCAUAUCUUCUGCAACGAAAUGCCAUGUCUGCAAACUGUUCAGCUGGCCUAUAAUCAGCUCCACUGUUUGCCGAUGAUCCAGCGCAGACUGCCAAUUCAAGAAUUGUUCCUACAGAACAACAGUCUUUCCAACCUGCCAGAUAAUUUUUUCCAAUUCGUUCGAACUAUCAAAGUUUUGAAUGUAUCGAAUAAUAGAUUAGUCGAUAUUCCCAAGCCGGACGAAAUGCUAAUGUUGGAAAAGCUUUUCUUGACUGCCAAUUGCUUGAUCGAUAAAAGUUUGGAGAAGCUUGCGCCAUAUUUAAGAAAUAUAAAAACUUUGCACAUAGCUUAUAACAAUGUAACAUCACUUCCCCACAACUGCGCCCGUUACUGGUCAGAACUGGAAGAACUGGUUCUUUCAGGCAAUAAAAUAUUACGCCUCCCAGAGGACGUCGAUCAGUURAAACACUUAUCAGUUUUAAGAGUACACUCCAAUCUCCUCCAAACCAUUCCCAAGUUAUCAAAUUUAAUAAAAUUAAGAGUGUUGGAUUUGGCCCAYAAUCAACUAGACCGUGUUGAUUUGACUUCGCUGAUUCCCCCCAAUUUAAAGUUUUUGGACCUGAGCUGCAAUACAAAACUGCACGUGGAUUGCCAGCAGUUCAACACUUAUAGAACGCAAAGGCCAAUGUCCCUGGUGGACGUAAGCGGAAAGAAUCGCACCAGUUUACCUCUAUCACCAGCCCCGUUUUGUGAGUCGGAUCUGACUGAUUAUAGUUGGUCAGUGGGGUUUUCCGAAACGUCGGGAUCGAAAUCCAAGCUUCAUAUCACGCAAAUUCGAUUACCGGCCUUCUGCAACACUGAAGCAUUGUUUGGAAUAUUUGAUGGAGAAAAUAACAGCAAUAAUCUUGGUGGAGUGGACAAAGUAUUGCCCAGAAUACUACUGGAAGAAAGAACCGUCAAAGAAACGGCUCAUGACUACAUGAAGUACACCAUACUCUCCACAUAUAGAUAUCUAAAAGCUAAAGGGCUUAAAAAUG